AUGGAUCAAGUUUUGCCAUCAACUAUGCCAAAUAGAUGCAAGAUUGAAUUACUAUUACAAACUUCACUGAAUGAAACUGAAGAAUCAUGGACAACAACUUCACGUCAAUAUAUUGAGCAAUUAGACAGCCCUGAAUUAUCGCUCGAAAAAAUAGCAGAAUUACUGAAAUGUAAACGAUUCAUUACGCAACGUCUUGCGCGUAUUUUCUUUGCUUACACAAAUCACGAUGAAGUUAUUGAAAAUUUAAAUAAAUGCCAGAUAGGAAAAUUAAUGCAUGUUUUAAAUGGUACAAUGGAAGUACGCGCACUUGUGUUGUUCAAAGCAAUUUGUAAUAAUAAUAAUCAUGCUGAUUAUUUAACCAACGCUAAGCUGCAAGAAUUUUUUCAACAAUAUUUUAAAGAUUUGAAAAUUCUUGAUGAAAAUCGAAGACAUGAAGCGGUUCAAAUACUUCUUGAAAAAUUUCACCUAGAUCAAAAAAGUCGAAUCGAUUUUGAAGAAUAUUAUUCGUUUGUAUCAAAUAAUCCUGUAUUCCUUAAAUGCUUACCUCAAUUUACGGUUAAUUCAUCACAAAUCGUGAUUCCUAGAUCAAAUCAAUCAUCAGAAGGCAGUAAACUUAAAAAAUGUUUUUCAAGUUUAAGCUGCGAAUUGAAAAAUUACAAACACCUAAAAUAUAUAUUCACACACAGUUAUAUAAGCGAGAAUAUUUCACGUUUUAUAAUGUUAAUUCUUUAUAUAUUAAUUAAUCUUAGUCUAAUGAUUUAUGUUAUUGUCUAUAAAGCACGUAAAUGCCGUUACAAUCGUCUCGUCCUGCUUGCUCGUAUUUGUGGACUGUUAUUGAACUUUAAUUGUUCAUUUAUUAUUGCACUUAUGCUUAGGCAAACGAUAGUAUUUAUUCGAAGUCAUAGAUUAUUACGGAAGCUAAUACCUGUCGAUGAUCAUAUUGAUUUUCACAGGGUGGUUGGACGCUUUAUUGCCAUUUUAAGUACCUUGCAUACUAUCGCUCACAUAGCUAAUUUUGCAAACACGAAAGAAUAUUCUUUAGCGACACAUAUAUUUACUACGACGACUAAUUCGGGCUGGAUAGGUGGUUUCGCACCAUUGAGUGGCGUUGUUUUACUACUUAUUCUUCUUGCAAUGGUUAUAUGCUCAUUGAAAUGGAUUCGAAGCAGUGGUCAUUUUCAAAUAUUUUAUUGGUCCCAUUUACUUUAUCUACCUUUUUAUGUUUUUCUUAUUCUUCAUGCCAGAGAUUUUUGGAAAUGGAUAGUUGGUCCAUUAUCAAUUUUUUUACUUGAAAAGCUGUAUUCAAUUUACACAAGAUACACUCGCGGAAAAGGACGAACUCAUAUUGAUUCCGUGACGAUUGAUCAAUCGAAAGCGAUCAGUUUAACUAUUCAUCGACCAAAAAAUUUUACUUUCAAACCUGGUGAUUAUAUAAGUAUUAAUUUAUCACGUGUGGCUUUUUAUGAAUUUCAUCCAUUUACAAUCAGUAGUGCUCCGGAAGAAACCGAUUUUAUUCGUGUGCACAUAGCAGAUAAUGGCGACUGGACCAAAAAAGUUCAUCAACACUUCAAGGGAAUGUCUGACGAAGAAGCUCGCGAACAUCAAAUUGAAAUUUAUCGUGGUAAUAUUGAUUCACAAGAAACAUAUCCUAAUGGCCCAUAUUCAGAAUAUUACCGCAUGCAUGAUACUGAUAAUGAGAGAACUGGAAAAAGAGAAUCUGUUAUAAUAAAAGGACCUUAUUCAUCAUGUGCUCGAUAUGUAUUUGAUUCUAAACAUGUUGUUUUAAUUGGUGCUGGUAUUGGUGUAACACCAUAUGCAUCAAUUCUGUCCAGUCUGAUGGCACAAUUUCGUGGAACACAUUUUGUUCGAAGAAAUAAUAGUCAUGUCUAUUAUAUUUCUGAUGGUUUCAAUGAAAAUCGUAAAUUACAAAAAUUUGAUUUCAUUUGGUUAAAUCGUGAUUUUGAAAAUUUCGAAUGGUUUCUUAAUCUUCUUCGUCGAUUUGAGCAAGAGCAAGACAAUUAUUUGGCAUUACAUCCAAAUGAAAAGCGUUUUCUUGAUAUACACCUAUAUUGUACAGAUCCGCAACUUGCUUCAAAUGUUGAUAAUGCACCACUGGAGCUUGUAAGGAAAAUAUGCGCACCAGUAGCUCGACGUGAUAUCUACACAGGCUUAAAAUCUAGAACGAAUUUCGGUCGGCCUUCAUGGGAAAAAAUAUUUAAUAAAUUUAUAUCGCUUGAAAAUGCUUCAACAGCAGAUGAUGUUAGUGUCUUCUUCUGUGGACGAUCAAUUAUUGGCGAAGCAAUUAAAAGGCAAUGCGAGGAAUUUCAAUUUCGAUAUUAUGAAGAAAAAUUUUGA
Molecule: messenger RNA, 2355 nt
Organism: Rotaria socialis
Lineage: Eukaryota; Metazoa; Rotifera; Eurotatoria; Philodinida; Philodinidae
Source: the annotation of a GenBank genome assembly